Aureobasidium pullulans EXF-150 is the source of this 760-nucleotide messenger RNA. RefSeq lists its product as uncharacterized. The coding region runs from base 164 to 592 and encodes 142 amino acids. The transcript has a single exon. The record is from RefSeq and is a predicted model, not a curated record. NCBI's taxonomy places the organism in Eukaryota, Fungi, Ascomycota, Dothideomycetes, Dothideales, Saccotheciaceae.
GAUAUUACCGAUUUUGACGGGAACAGGAGAUGCCAGCUCGACAGAUGAAGGGUCGGAUCAUUUUCGCCCUGCGAUGCGCUAAAGCUAGCCCACAGUGUCGUGUCCACAGAGUCAUACCUCCAGUCGCCACUUCUUGACAGCCAGGUGGCUCUUGACAACAGAGAUGUUACACAAGGCGUGCAUCGUGCAGAUUUUCUGCGCAGCAAUUCUCCCAUGUUCUUGGCAAGACAGCGCCGGUUCGCACCGUGGACAUCUCGCGGGCUUCGAGAAGCAAACUCUACUUCAACAACAACGCAUCAUCGCCUGCUAUAGAUAUGUGAAAAUGUUCUCAUGUGUGAGUAUAUAUGCUUGUCGUCCUCCCGUCAAGACCACUCGGACUCCCAACAACAAACGCGGCAAUCACGAUACAUCGCGCUUACCUACUUUUCCGCCAAUGCGACUAUCGCGUCUAUUCGGCCAUUCGCAUUUCGUCGUCACAAUGGCGCGCUACCAGAGACACACCGCUCUGUCGAUGUUGAAACGAUCCGAAUGUACAGCAACCGGAUCUGGUUUGAUGACUAAUCCCACUAUCGGACGCCCACAGGCGCAAUAACAAAUGCGUGUGCAUAUCACGAAUGUCACUCACAGAUGUUGAGUAGAUAAGAUACACUCCGGGAUUUGGGCAACACUUUCGGCGCUGAUAACAGAAUGGAACAUUGGUCCACUAUGAAGCGUUGACGGUUAUGUUUGUGCAGACAUUGCAUCGACUCUCCUUCAUUCA